This is a messenger RNA of Ramularia collo-cygni, 237 nucleotides long. RefSeq lists its product as uncharacterized. The transcript has a single exon. The record is from RefSeq and is a predicted model, not a curated record. The coding region runs from base 1 to 237 and encodes 78 amino acids. Lineage: Eukaryota; Fungi; Ascomycota; Dothideomycetes; Mycosphaerellales; Mycosphaerellaceae.
AUGGAAGUGUCCAAGCUAGCGACAUCAUUCGAAGAGAGCGACACGCCUUCCAACCGCUCCCUCACGCGCCAGCCUGCCCUGAUCAGUAUCCCUCCAGGCAUCGAACUUCCCGGUGUCGGAAUGCUCGAGCAUAUCUCUCGCAGUUCUGAGAUUGCUUCUGCGCCCCUUUCUCUUCUUGAACCCCUUAGGCUGGAGUCAAUCUCUGCUAUUGCGGUGCUCAUUGGACUGUUGUUCUAG